Molecule: messenger RNA, 1071 nt
Organism: Brassica oleracea var. oleracea
Lineage: Eukaryota; Viridiplantae; Streptophyta; Magnoliopsida; Brassicales; Brassicaceae
Product: B3 domain-containing protein At3g19184
Exons: 7
Coding region: 126-911 (261 amino acids)
Molecular function (GO): DNA binding
Source: RefSeq, a predicted model, not a curated record
UGACACAAAGGAUUAAAAGAAGAGAUCUUUAAUAGAAGAGAAAGGUGACAGCCCAACGGUCACUCUCUCGUAAAGGAAGGUUUUAAUCUCUAAUCUUGUGUUUCUCGAGAAGCCGUAAGGAAGAAAUGGUGGAAUCGAAGUAUGAGCAGAUACGAUUGAAAAGGGUGGAAGAGAACAAGAAGAGGAUGAUUGAGCUUAAUCUCAACAAGCUCUCUCAUUCUCUUCGCGUCUCCUCUCCUUCUCCCAAGCCUUCUCCUGCCAAGGCAAGGACGCCGCGUACUCCGGUGGACUCGUCGGAGGUCAGGAGAUCAAGUCGCGCUAAGAAUCCUCCUCCCAGCUACAAAGAGUUUGGGCUAGAACCUUUGGAAAGGCCAAGAAGGAGCUAUCAAAGGAGAGAUUUGCUGAACCGGGUUUAUGCCUCGGACGAUGCUAGAGUCUAUGCAAUCGACAGGGCAGAGGCUCUUCAGUCAAGCUUGGAGCCUGAGUUCCCUAGCUUUAUUAAACCAAUGCUCCAGUCACACGUUACCGGGGGAUUCUGGCUGGGCUUGCCGCGUAGUUUUUGCCAUACGCAUCUGCCGAAGUACGAUGAAAUGAUCACUCUAGUUGAUGAAAACGAGGAUGAAGCUGUGACCAAAUACCUUGCUGAUAAGAAUGGUCUUAGCGGAGGCUGGAGAGGCUUCGCUAUUGAUCAUCAGCUUGUCGAUGGAGAUGCUGUUGUCUUUCACCUCAUCAACCCAACUACCUUCAAGGUGUAUAUCAUUAGGGUAAAUGAUGAAUCAAACAACGGUUUGGGUGGGAGCAAUGAGAAAGAGCUUGUUAUUAAACCAAACAAGAAUCAAGAGGAGAAGAAUGUUUCAGAAGUUCCUCCAUUGUCAAACAGUGGUAAAAGAAAGCGAAGAGGCAGGAAGUAGAGUUUGAUGAAGCUUGGACUAGGACUUCAGUGGAAGGAUGCAGUUGUUUAAAUAACCUAAUUAAAACAUCUCUGUUUUGGUUUCUCGGAUGAGGUGUCUAGUUUAUGUGAUGAGAGAUAUUGUUAUGCUCAUAUUAUUUUGGUAGCUGCGUUGAUUUUAU